GCUGGAGCCUAUCCUGGCGAAGGCAGGGGACAUCCUGGACAGCAUGGACUGCAGCCGCUGGUCUGAGUUCCCGUCUCCAGAGUCGUGCGUCACCUCCCUGCUGUCAAGUUCGGGUCACCUCAGGAGCAGUCUGCGACCUUCGGAUCAAAACGCAACCUUCACAUACAAGGACAAGCAGUACGACUCCGCCUCCGCCGCGCUGGACGCUUACAUCGCAGACUUUGAGGAGAGCGGUCGGACGGCUGGCCCGCUGCGUCUGCCGCGCGGCCCGCCCCCCACGCCCAGGAGAAAAGGGGGAGCCCCCAGAAACCGAGACGUUCUCAGGGAGCGUCUGACUGACAGAGAGCUGGACUUCCUCCACCUUCCUGUGAGCUCCCUCCAUCACCAUAGCAACCGCCAGAGACUCUCCAUGACAACAGACGAACUGCUGUCCAUGCCAAACGAUGGCUCGAUGCCCGUCACUCACACAUCAGCCUUUAUACAAGGUCUCCUCCCAUCCGGAGCCCCCCAGUCCUGCUGCUUCUCCCCCAGGUCUUCAGACAGAACCGAUGCUGGACCCAGUGGGAGCCGUGCCGCCCCCCACCCCCAGAACCAGCCCUCUGCUCCGCCCAGGCUUCCCAGGUGCAGAGAAAGACCAGAGGUGUUGUCUCUGAAAGCAGCGGAUCACUCCUCACCGUCUGCAGACAGAGCGCCGGUUCCAGAGGCCUCCUCGCUGCUUCACUUCCCUCACUGGUUCACCAGAAACAAAGCCGCCAUGGACUGCUCUGACAUCAGCAGCGUGCCUGACCUCAUGUACCCGGCCUGGCUCCAGCUGUUCGACGGCGCCGACGCUGCUCGGCCCUCAGGGCCAGAGCCCCGCCGUCACCGCGCCGUUCCGUCCCGUGCCGUUUCCAGAACCGGCGCUCCGUCCUGGGUAGCUGAUUUGGAGGAAGACGAUGCUGCUGACCACGCCUCCACGCCGGUGACUACAUCGGACAGCCAGCAGCUGCUGCGACGUCUGCGGCUGCAGCUGGCCGAACAGAUUUCUGCGCUGGCUGCAGACCGGAGCGGCUCUGCCGCCGUGACGGCGCUGCACAAAGAAAACAAGAUGGGCUCUUUGAUCCACAAAGCGGACCGAGUGCUGACCUGGCUGUCCCAGAGCGCCGCGGCGGCAGGAAGUUCUGCCCCCCUCAUCAGCAGUGACGCCGUCUCCAUGGAAGACCCGCCUCCUUUCCCUCUAGGCACCGCAGGUGAGGCGUGCGCCCAGGUGGAGACGGACGGGACCCAUCAGGUUGAUGACUGUGGUUCCCAUGGAAACGGCAUCCAGACGCUUCCUGGACCGGUGGAGGCGUUGAAGCUGAUGCUGUUCAGACUGCAGACUGUGGAGGCGGAGCUGCAGAGACGGGUAGAGACGACAGCGCCCCCCUCCCUCUGUGGGACGCCGCAGACCCCACGAGCUCAGGUUCCUGAGGGUGAAGCCCGGCUCCGGGGCUCACCUGGGAGCCCGUCGCUGCAGAGAGCUCUGCAUCACCUGAACCGCCUGAAGCUGCUGGUGGAAGAGCCCACACGGAAAAACCCAGACCCGGGAGAGGAGAAGGACAAAGACGAAGAUGAGGGACGAUACUCCUCUUCGUCUGCUGACAGACUCUUCAGCUCCCAGCAGCAGCCUUUGUGAAACCGACCAAAGGAGCCGCAUGUGUGGAGUCUGAACGUGGAGGAGGUUCCUGCUGCUCCAACUUCAAGGAAAAGUCCAAACACGUCAACAGCCGGCCGUGACACGGACACGUGUGAGCGGGACUGUCGGCACAGAAACCCGACAUGUUCUGUCACCACAGAGAGAAACACUGAUACUGGAUCAGUGCAGGGACACCGUCUAAGGAAAGGUUCACGCCACGUGACGGCAGUGUGACGUCAUGUUCUCGCUCAGAAGGCGGCCCUGCUGGACCUGGAGGACGAGGCCAAAGCUGCUGCCACGCUUUGGUCUGCUGGAACCUCCGUCCCACCGUCGGCUUUAGCCUCUUUAACUGAUUUUCCAGACAGUUUGGAUCUGAAAACGUUCCUGAUGGUCUUUUCAUUAAAAAAAUAACAUUUGUCGUUUUUCUAGGACAUAUUUUCUGCAGAGUGGCAGGAGUUCAUUAGAAAUUCAUCACUCAGUUGUCAUCAGGACCGUUGGCCAGGAGUAAGCCUGCCCCCACUUCCCAUCAUCCCUUUGUGUCCACUGUCUCCUGCUAGCUUACUGCUAGCCUUGAGCUAACGUUAGCGGAGCAACAGAAAUGGCAGCAGUAUCGUAGCUGUCCAGCCGUCCAGUUUCAGUCCAGAUUCCAGAGACGGGGGCGUGGCCCGCCGACUGUACCACCUAUGUCACGACCACAAGCGUUUUCCAGCAACAUACUUUUUUCUGCUCCUGAUUCAGAACAAUUUAUGAUAAAUAAAGAAAUGCAUUCUAA
This is a messenger RNA of Oryzias latipes (Japanese medaka), 2426 nucleotides long. Lineage: Eukaryota; Metazoa; Chordata; Actinopteri; Beloniformes; Adrianichthyidae. The record is from RefSeq and is a predicted model, not a curated record.